Coregonus clupeaformis (lake whitefish) is the source of this 4761-nucleotide messenger RNA. RefSeq names its product probable cationic amino acid transporter. Lineage: Eukaryota; Metazoa; Chordata; Actinopteri; Salmoniformes; Salmonidae. Gene Ontology annotation, molecular function: amino acid transmembrane transporter activity. The record is from RefSeq and is a predicted model, not a curated record. Gene Ontology annotation, biological process: amino acid transport; transmembrane transport. Gene Ontology annotation, cellular component: plasma membrane. The transcript has 10 exons. The coding region runs from base 1699 to 4047 and encodes 782 amino acids.
CGUCACUCAUUGCUUCAAGCCACACCCCCCAAACGGGAGCAAAUGUACCCCAAAGUCUGUUCAAGUAAGUUUUGGAGAAACGCAUUCUUCAGUACAAACCGUUCCACAACGUAGCAAACGUUCAAGCAAACUGAGCGCACCUCUGGUUUGUUAGGCGUGUCUGAUUGUGUGUGGAUGCGUUGGUCUUUUCUCACUCUGAUCUGCUCUCAUCUGCUGUGGAUAAAACACCGCCUUAGGAAUGCCCAGUGCCCAUUUCACCCUGAAUGACCCUGCAACUGCCCAGUAGUGUGUUUUUCUGUCUUUGUCCACGUGUGUGUGCUUCUUUAACUGAGUCUCAUUGUUUCUGCUCUAUAGCGCAGGGAACUGUGUGUGUGUGAGCAUGUGUGUCAUUAGCGCUGAGACUGAUUAGUCAGACUGCAGGUAGGCAACCCGAUCUGUUCUGUCAGAUGACAAGCAGAUUACAACAACGAUACAAUACUGAGCAGCACAGUAGCUAUAACAUUGUCCUCAGACCAUACCUAGUGCUAUACCCCAGCCCACAUGAUCCUAAACCCUUUAUACCCCAGCCCACAUGAUCCUAAACCCCUUUAUACCCCAGCCCACAUGAUCCUAAACCCCUUAUACCCCAGCCCACAUGAUCCUAAACCCUUUAUACCCCAGCCCACAUGAUCCUAAACCCCUUUAUACCCCAGCCCACAUGAUCCUAAACCCUUUAUACCCCAGCCCACAUGAUCCUAAACCCCUUUAUACCCCAGCCCACAUGAUCCUAAACCCCUUUAUACCCCAGCCCACAUGAUCCUAAACCCCUUAUACCCCAGCCCACAUGAUCCUAAACCCCUUUAUACCCCAGCCCACAUGAUCCUAAACCCCUUUAUACCCCAGCCCUCAUGAUCCUAAACCCCUUAUACCCCAGCCCACAUGAUCCUAAACCCUUUAUACCCCAGCCCACAUGAUCCUAAACCCCUUUAUAACCCAGCCCUCAACAGUCAACACCACAAAAAUAACCUGGAGAAGAGAGAGGAGGGUCAUUAAAUAUUAUCUCCACCUUAAACUCCUCUCCUCCAUCAUCUCUCUGUUCCUCAGGGGUCUUAGAUCUCUCCUUUCUGCUGACACUAAAUCCACUGCUGGGAUCCCCUGGAUCCAGGCCUAUCCAGGGCUGUUGAUCAGAUGAGACACACCUGGCUCAUUCCCAGGUCUCCUACGGGAUCAGCACAACAGCACCAGGACAGCUAGACAGACACACACCCAGGUCUCCUACGGGAUCAGCACAACAGCACCAGGACAGCUAGACAGACACACACCCAGGCUAGCUCCUUGGUGAUGAAUAAUAGACUUGUCUCUGAUCACAUGGACUGGCUACUGAAUAAUUGACCCCCUUCUCUCCCUGCGACCUCCUCUUUCGCCUCCUCCCAGUCCGGCCUUGGCUGCUCUCUCUUUCUCUGCAGUAGACAUGGAACCAAGUUAAAGCUCCUAUAUCUGCCGAUUCUCCUGGGGAAAGCACGAAACAGACCUCAGAGCAAACUUCAACUCCAGAACAGUGUGGACUGAAGCUGGCAUGGAUACCCUCUGACAGAGAGAGAGAGAGAGAGAGCGCCAAAUGAGAGGGAAAGAAUGAUCAAGUAAUAGAUGAAUAAAUAGGAAAGGAGGAAACACAAACACACACACACACACACACACCCAUCCCCUGUUCCCACAGCUAUGGCAGAAUGGCUGAGGCGUGUGUCCUGGAGCGAUGCGUGGUACAACCUGUACUCCCGCCUGCUCAGGACCAAACCUGUGGGCAGGAUGGGGCAGGGGUCCGAGGUCAGCGAUGAUAUCACAGAGGUAGGGGGGCUGGCUAGGGUCCUGACGACAGCUGACCUGGUGUCGCUAGGGGUGGGGAGCUGUGUUGGCACGGGGAUGUACGUGGUUGCCGGGCUGGUUGCUAAGGAGAUGGCGGGGCCGGGAGUGAUCCUGUCUUUCAUCAUCGCUGCUGUGGCUUCUAUACUGUCAGGUGUGUGUUAUGCAGAGUUUGGCGUGCGUGUCCCUAAGACAACAGGGUCAGCCUACACCUACAGCUAUGUCACAGUGGGGGAGUGUACGGCCUUUUUCAUUGGCUGGAAUCUGAUCCUGGAGUACCUGAUUGGUACAGCAGCUGGGGCGUCGGCUCUCAGCAGCAUGUUUGACUCACUGGCCAAUCACAGCAUCUCCAGCUACAUGAUAACACACCUGGGGACACUCAGAGGCCUGGGUAAAGGGGAGGAGUCGUACCCUGAUGUCCUGGCCAUGGCCAUAUCGCUGGUUGUCACGGUGAUUGUGUCGUUAGGGGUUCGUAACUCGGUAGGGUUGAAUAACGUUCUGAACAUGGUCAACCUGGUAGUGUGGUGCUUCCUGGUCAUCGCUGGACUCUUCUUCCUCUCUGCUGACAACUGGGAGGCGGGAAACUUCCUGCCCUACGGAUGGUCCGGGGUGAUGAAGGGAGCAGCCACCUGUUUCUAUGCCUUCAUAGGGUUUGACAUCAUCGCUACGACAGGAGAAGAAGCCAAGAGUCCCAACACCUCUAUACCCUAUGCUAUUACUGCUAGUCUGAUAACCUGCCUGACUGCAUACGUCUCUGUGUCUGUGAUUCUGACUCUGAUGGUUCCUUAUGACCUGAUCGAUGGUUCAGCUCCUCUGAUGGAGAUGUUUGCAGUGCAUGGGUUCCUGCCGGGGAAAUACAUAGUGGCUGUAGGGUCCAUAGCUGGCCUCACUGUUAGUCUACUGGGCUCCUUGUUCCCCAUGCCCAGGGUCAUAUACGCUAUGGCUAGAGAUGGACUGCUCUUCAGGUUCCUGGCCAACGUCUCUCCGUACACUCACACUCCAGCAGUAGCGUGUUUGGUGUCUGGCUGUCUGGCUGCUCUCAUGUCUCUCCUUGUCUCCCUUCAAGAUCUCAUAGAGAUGAUGUCUAUAGGAACACUACUGGCUUACACCCUGGUCAGUGUGUGUGUCCUGCUGCUCCGCUACCAGCCCGACACAGACACACACAACUUCCUGCCUGGGGAGGAAGAGGAGGGGCCUAAGAAGAAAGAGGGCGUGAUGGUGGAAUGCGAUGAAGGAACUCUGCCCACCAACGACGACCAGAUGUUGAUUGGAGGAUCAGACCCUGACAGCUCCAGCUACCAAUCGAGUGGUGUUGCAGGUGAACCUGGCGAUUCUGGCAGCUUCCACACCGGCCCCUCCUCGCUGUUGAAGAGGGUUCUAGGUAGUCGUUACUCCACCCUGCGUGUCCGCCUGGGGAUCCCUGAUGCCUCGGCCCGUCCCACCCCGUCCUCUGGUCGCAUGGUGACACGCUGCACCCUCCUCCUCUUCCUCCUCUCCUUCCUACUCUGGGCCACUGUCAUCUUCGGCGUGGAACGAGGGACCGGAGCAGGCUCCGCCGUUUCAGGGAUCAUAGCGACACUAUUGGCGGGCAAAAUAGCAACCAUACUGAUGGUGAUCGUGCGCCAGCCGGAGAGUGGGCGGAGCCUGCCCUACAUGGCGCCGUGCGUGCCGUUUGUCCCCGCGGUGGCCAUCUUGGUGAACUCCUACCUGAUGCUGAAACUGUCACCGCUCACCUGGGCACGCUUCGCUGUCUGGUGCACUCUGGGUAUACUGAUUUACGGUUGCUAUGGGAUAUGGAACAGCUCUUUGGAGAUCAGUACCAGAGAGGAACAGGCUCACGCCAGCACCUACCAGCGCUAUGACGAUCACCUCGACGACACCUUCUCCCCAGACAAUGACCUUGACCCCCAGGACAACCAGGAAGAGGGGCGCUACCAGGGCUGGUCAGCGGAGAAGGGCUACCACUACCAACAGCAAAACCAGGAUCAGAACCAUGAUCAGGAGGGUGACCAGUACCAAAACCAGUUUCAAGAUGGGAACCAAGAUGGCAACCAGUACCAGGAUGGAAACCAGUAUGAGGAUGGCUCCCAGUACCAGAACCAGUCGGGUUACCAGUCCGGCCCUCAGGGCUCCUCUAGGGGAUCCAGGGGACGAACCAAUCAGGGCUACACAGAUCCACAAGAACCCGAGGGCUCCUCUUAUGAGUGACAGCUGCAGCGGAACACACCUACUUCCUGUUUCUCUGGCACUAGAGGAGAGGAAGGGCAGAGGGCUGCUGAAUUCCUCAUCAACCCCAAGCCCCACCCCCUACACCAUAGGCACUUGAGUAGACCUGAGAGGACAGGACAUGUGAGCUAUAUGGCAACGAUUCCACCUGGUCUAUCAAAGGGCAAAAUAUUAAUACUUAUCCAAUCCUCUUAGAUCUACACUAGUGCCUAGAGGGUGGAUUUCAGGGGAAGCGAGAGAGGGAAGAGAGGAAGAUGGAGACCCCUUUAUCCUGCUGGGGAUGGAGAGAUGAAACGAUAAACUAAUGAACGAGUGAGUGAGUGAAUGAAUGAACUUUAUUGACUUUUACAGAGAUUACUCUUACAUAUUGAGUUUUCUGGUUGGAAAGAGUCACUAUCACAAAAAUACAGAUUAGUUUAUUUAACACUGCAUUAUAAACAUACAUACAACAUGCUGUGUAUAACAUCUAUCUAUCUAUCAAUCAAUCAAUCGGACAAUAAAUCAAUUAUACUGGCGCAAACGUUCUCUUAUACUAUCUAAUAUUCGGACUCCUCUGGUGUGACAUUGUACCUGGAUGAGUUGGUUGGAAAAUAUUUAAGCUAAUUUUGUUUUAAGAGUGUGAUCAUUCAAAAAGGAAAGUAUUUAUUGUUGAAUCAGAGUGUGUAAAUGUGUGCAGAGAGAGUGAUCUGUGUUUUG